Desarmillaria tabescens is the source of this 782-nucleotide messenger RNA. RefSeq lists its product as uncharacterized. The record is from RefSeq and is a predicted model, not a curated record. The coding region runs from base 156 to 689 and encodes 177 amino acids. Lineage: Eukaryota; Fungi; Basidiomycota; Agaricomycetes; Agaricales; Physalacriaceae. The transcript is spliced from 4 exons.
UUAUGACGGCAAAUUAUUGCGAAGUCUGAGCGUAACAGAAAUUCAAAAGGCCGUCACGCCUGAUUGCCCUCGUGUAGCGCCAUCGCACCAACAGUGACCUCAAGUCAUUUUUCUUGCUUCCUCUGCCAUCGCCUUCUCGUUAUAAACCAGCAUCCAUGGAUAAUCUAAUGAACCGACGACGCUCAGAGGCCUCCCGCGACAGAGAAAGAGGCAUGUCCGCUCUCGGCGCCAAGAUCAACCGAGCCCUUAGUGGGGAGAGCAACAAGAACAGACCCUCAGACAGAGAAUCAUUCGCCAGCACGCUCGUAGACCAGCCUGGCGUUCCUUCGAAUGGUCGCAAGCCGCUGGCCUCAUUUGGCCGCGGCGGGCUAGGAAACAUCCGACCUCAACCUUCACCCCCAACUCCUCAAUCUCCCCCAGACGAAUCAGAGCUGCGAGGCAGAGACCGUACCAUCAACCCCCACAUCCAACAUCAAAAGCUGAUUUCCACAGGCCGUGGUGGGGCAGGGAAUUUCCGCACAGCGUCAAACUCACCGCACGAGGACAUAAACAUAAUCAGGAAGCAGUCAAAGAGUAAUGACGGAGAAUCUCGUUCAUCCGGACGGGGGGGCUUGGGGAAUAUCACUCGUAUUGGCGGAGCUCAUGAGCCUAGCACGACGUCCAAAAACUCUUCCACUGCGAACCGAUAGGUAGGAUAAAUUGGCAUCGUAUCACUUGCUUAUGCUAAUCAUAAGCUUUUCAGGUAUGUCGCUGCAGCUCUAAUCCCAUCUGUAAUAUAGAAA